AUGUCUCAUCCGGAAUAUUUUAAUUACGAAGGGCUGGGGAAAAUUAAUCAACAAAAAUAUAAAUACAGCCAAGCAGUGCGUGUAGGUGAUCGCAUUGAAUGCGCUGGUCAAGGUGGUUGGGACCCACAAACUGGGAUUCUUAAAGAGGAUGUCGAGGCCCAAAUCAACCAAACAUUUAAAAAUGUCGAUUUAGCCUUGAAGACAGCAGGCGGAACGGGAUGGAACCAGGUUUUCAGACUGACCUCGUAUCAUGUUAGCCUGGAUUCUGAAGUUAUGAAAAUUAUGGUUGAGAAUUUCAAAAAGCAUAUACCAGAUCAUGAACCCUUAUGGACUUGUGUCGGAGUUGAAAGGUUAGCACGACCUGAUAUGAAAGUGGAAAUCGAGGCUGCGGCGUACGAUUCUCGAUCGUUGAACUAA
Messenger RNA from Talaromyces proteolyticus, 417 nucleotides. Its product is annotated as L-PSP endoribonuclease family protein. The transcript has 2 exons. Bases 1 to 417 code for a protein of 138 amino acids. Gene Ontology annotation, molecular function: deaminase activity. Lineage: Eukaryota; Fungi; Ascomycota; Eurotiomycetes; Eurotiales; Trichocomaceae. The record is from RefSeq and is a predicted model, not a curated record. Gene Ontology annotation, cellular component: cytosol.